This is a messenger RNA of Callithrix jacchus (white-tufted-ear marmoset), 1600 nucleotides long. RefSeq names its product sterile alpha motif domain containing 13 (gene SAMD13). Gene Ontology annotation, molecular function: histone binding; chromatin binding. Lineage: Eukaryota; Metazoa; Chordata; Mammalia; Primates; Cebidae. Gene Ontology annotation, cellular component: nucleus. The record is from RefSeq and is a predicted model, not a curated record. Gene Ontology annotation, biological process: negative regulation of DNA-templated transcription.
UUGCAAACAUCUUCCCUUGCAUUCACAAAGUCCUGCCCAGGUUCCUGUCCCUUCUAGUCCUGGCCGUCCCUCUUCCCGGGGGCUUCCACCCCUCCGACCCCCGCCGACCCGGGGUGGACUACAAUUCCCGGCGUGCCGCGCGCGUCCGGCCGGCUGCACCGGGGCUUUGCGCGUGGCGGCCACCGAGCUCCUCGCGCGCGGGGCAAACCUCCCGGCGCGGCCAUGCGGGGAGUUGCUGAAGUAAAGGAACCCUGCAGCCUUCCCAUGCUAUCUGUUGACAUGGAAAACAAGGAAAAUGGCUCUGUCGGUGUAAAAAAUUCCAUGGAAAGUGGGAGACCACCUGAUCCUGCAGACUGGGCUGUGAUGGAUGUCGUCAAUUAUUUCCGAACUGUGGGAUUUGAGGAGCAAGCUAGUGCUUUUCAGGAACAGGAAAUUGAUGGAAAAUCCCUGCUAUUGAUGACAAGAAAUGAUGUGUUGACAGGACUUCAGUUAAAAUUGGGGCCUGCUCUGAAAAUCUACGAAUAUCAUGUAAAACCUCUGCAGACAAAGCAUUUAAAGAACAACUCUUCAUAGUACAGUCAAAUUGGGGUCUUAGACCUCAAAAAAUACAUAAUGACAUAAUUUAGUUUCAUGUGAUGAAACUUUGUAAACAGAAUACAUACAUGUGUAUAUGUAAAGAAUUUCAAUCAAAUGAAACGUUAUCCUAUUGGAUAGACUAGGCAAUUCAUCAGCUGACCUGAAAUCAACCAGGAGGAGCAAGGACAAGAUGUGCACAGGGUUGUUUUCCUCACGGAAUGUGUUAAAUAGAAUGAUCUUUGACACGAUUAGACACUCCUCCCCAGAAAGGCUUUGAAAUCAUAAGGAUUUUCGUCAUCUCUUUAUAGAUUGCUUUCCCAAAAUCCUUUAAAAAAGAAUUUAAUUGAAUGACUAUGUAUUGGUUACAGACUUAGGAAGAGUUAAAACAAGAACAUUUGGGGAGGGGGAGAAAGAAGAAAGGGAUUGCUGUCUCCCUUGAAUUCCUCUGCUCCUUAGAGCUUGUGUUACUUGGAUGGAAUUGCCGACACCCUUUUUUAUAGAGGGUUCUCCACUUGACCUUAUUAAGGUUUUAUUGGGUUACGCUGCCGUGUUUGAAAUGAACAUGCAUCAUGGCCCUUUCAGGAGCAGACACGUAGCUCUGGAAAGAGAAGCUCCAUUGUGUACUGAGGGUAUCCAUCCAUAUCCAGCUGGCUUUCAAAUGGGGUAAUGGUAUUUUCUGCACAGAUUUUCUUUUAAAUUGGUUCUUUGUUUUUGAAGAAAGCAUUUUUUUUAACUUCUUGGUUUUAUUUAUAAUAAUUUGUUUCUGAAGCAAUUUGCUGAGAGUUAUAGGUCAAAAAGCCUUGUUACUAGUACAGAAUAUUUUUAUAUAUAUUCCUUUAUGAUGGUGUAAUUUUUUAAAUUGUCCUAUGCUUUGUUCACUUCCUGGUUUAAGUACUUGUUUUUAAGAACUUGGAAAAAGUGGGCUUGCUACAUCUCUGUUCAAAGAGACAUUUGUUCAAUCUCUGUGUGUCAACGCCUUGUUGAAUUGGUGCUUUGUGGUUGCAAUAAAGCAUUGCUUCAGUUU